Messenger RNA from Hippopotamus amphibius kiboko, 3602 nucleotides. It is a transcript of the gene ADD2, whose product is annotated as adducin 2. NCBI's taxonomy places the organism in Eukaryota, Metazoa, Chordata, Mammalia, Artiodactyla, Hippopotamidae. Gene Ontology annotation, cellular component: plasma membrane; cytoskeleton; postsynaptic density. The coding region runs from base 102 to 2276 and encodes 724 amino acids. The record is from RefSeq and is a predicted model, not a curated record. Gene Ontology annotation, molecular function: actin filament binding. Gene Ontology annotation, biological process: barbed-end actin filament capping. The transcript is spliced from 15 exons.
UGGAGUGGAGUGUGCAGGCUGAGCGCUGAGAAGAGGCAGCCUGGGGCAAGGCUGCUCCAGCCUCCUGGGUUCCAGGAGCGGACUGUAGACCCACCAGGACAAUGAGUGAAGAGGCUGUCCCCGAGGCCGCCUCCCCGCCGCCCGCGCAGGGGCAGCAGUACUUCGAGCGCUUCUCUGAGGACGACCCCGAGUACCUGCGCCUUCGCAGCCGUGCGGCCGACCUGCGGCAGGACUUCAACCUGAUGGAGCAGAAGAAGCGCGUCACCAUGAUCCUGCAGAGCCCGUCUUUCAGGGAGGAGCUGGAAGGCCUCAUCCAGGAGCAGAUGAAGAAGGGGAACAACUCCUCCAACAUCUGGGCCCUGCGGCAGAUCGCGGACUUCAUGGCCAGCACCUCCCACGCAGUCUUUCCGACAUCUUCCAUGAACUUCUCCAUGAUGACGCCCAUCAACGACCUCCACACAGCCGACUCCCUGAACCUGGCCAAGGGGGAGCGGCUCAUGCGGUGCAAGAUCAGCAGCGUCUACCGCCUCCUGGACCUGUACGGCUGGGCCCAGCUGAGCGACACCUACGUCACGUUGAGAGUCAGCAAGGAGCAGGACCACUUCCUGAUCAGCCCGAAGGGAGUUUCUUGCAGCGAAGUCACAGCAUCCAGCCUGAUCAAGGUGAACAUCCUGGGAGAGGUGGUGGAGAAGGGCAGCAGCUGCUUCCCAGUGGACACCACGGGCUUCUGCCUGCACUCGGCCAUCUAUGCCGCCAGACCUGACGUGCGCUGCGUCAUCCACCUGCAUACUCCGGCCACGGCGGCGGUGUCGGCCAUGAAGUGGGGCCUCCUGCCUGUGUCCCACAACGCCCUGCUGGUGGGGGACAUGGCCUAUUACGACUUCAAUGGUGAGAUGGAGCAGGAAGCCGAUCGGAUCAACCUGCAGAAGUGCCUUGGACCCACCUGCAAGAUCCUGGUGCUAAGAAACCAUGGAGUGGUCGCUCUGGGUGACACCGUAGAGGAGGCAUUUUAUAAGAUCUUCCAUCUGCAGGCUGCGUGUGAGAUACAGGUGUCCGCUCUGUCCAGUGCGGGGGGCGUGGAGAAUCUCAUCCUCCUGGAGCAGGAGAAGCACCGACCCCACGAGGUGGGCUCUGUGCAGUGGGCAGGGAGUACCUUCGGGCCCAUGCAGAAGAGCCGGCUGGGGGAGCACGAGUUCGAGGCCCUCAUGAGGAUGCUGGACAACCUGGGUUACAGAACUGGCUACACAUACCGCUACCCCUUUGUUCAAGAGAAAACCAAACACAAAAGCGAGGUGGAGAUUCCAGCCACGGUCACAGCCUUCGUGUUUGAGGAGGAUGGCACCCCGGUGCCCACCCUGCGGCAACACGCCCAGAAGCAGCAGAAGGAGAAGACCCGCUGGCUCAACACGCCCAACACCUACCUGAGGGUCAACGUGGCCGACGAGGUCCAGAGGAGCAUGGGCAGCCCCCGGCCCAAGACCACAUGGAUGAAGGCUGACGAGGUGGAGAAAUCCAGCAGUGGCAUGCCCAUACGGAUUGAAAACCCAAACCAAUUUGUGCCUCUCUAUACCGACCCCCAAGAAGUGCUGGACAUGCGCAACAAGAUCCGAGAACAAAACCGACAGGACGUGAAGUCGGCAGGGCCCCAGUCCCAGCUGCUGGCCAGUGUCAUCGCUGAGAAGAGCCGAAGCCCGUCCACAGAGAGUCAACUGAUGUCCCAGGGCCAGGCGGAUACCAAAGACGAGUCCGAGGAGACGGCGCCCAACCCCUUCAGCCAACUCACAGACCAGGAGCUGGAGGAGUACAAGAAAGAGGUGGAGAGGAAGAAGCUAGAACUCGAUGGAGAGAAAGAACCCACCCCAGAGGAGCCUGGCUCACCUGCAAAGUCUGCACCUGCUUCUCCAGCUCAGAGUCCAGCCAAGUCAGAGACGAAGAGCCCCGCGGGCUCUCCCUCCAAGUCUGUGGACGAAGACACUAAGAAGACGGAGACAAGCCAAACCACCACAGAGCCAGAAACAACGCAGCCCGAAGGCGUGGUGGUCAACGGCAGGGAGGAUGAGCAGACGGCAGAGGACGUCCUCAGCAAAGGCCUCAGCCAGAUGACCACCACCGCCGACACGGACGUCGAUACCUCGAAGGACAAAACCGAAUCCGUCACCAGCGGCCCCAUGUCCCCAGAGGGCUCGCCUUCCAAGUCUCCCUCAAAGAAGAAGAAGAAAUUCCGCACCCCAUCCUUCCUGAAGAAGAGCAAAAAGAAGGAGAAAGUGGAGUCCUGAUUCGCAGCCCCACAGGGCUCCCAUCUGCGCCCUCCCCGCCCCCCUUCUCCCAUCUCUGUCCCUGGAAGCACGGACCGAGGAGGGGUCGGAUAGGCCCUGGAUCACAUUCUGAUGGGAAGCUUAGCGAUUGCCCUGCCAACCCCUCAUUUCACAGUUGCCCCACGGAAAUCAGGUGACUUGCCCAAGGUCACACAGCUAGUUUGUGGCAGAGCCUGCACUAGAAUUCAGGUCUCCUGGCUCCCAGGCCAGUGCCCUUUCCACUACGCGACACUGCCUGGCUGUGGGCCGCCCUCGUGAGGAUGCUGCCCCGAUCUGAGCCCAGGGCAGGGGGCCAAAGGCGGCCGCAAGCCCUCACAACUCAGACCCAAAUCAGACAGGUCGAGGCCUCCCUGAGCAAGGUCCUUGUCCUUGCGGGGACCCAGUCUCCUGCUGACGGAGCUGUCACUACGUAUAGAAAUCUCUCUUCUCUGUGCCAUGGGGUAACUGCCCUGCUGCGCACGGCGACCACACAAGCGGACCCAUCCCCUCCACUGGAAGUUAAUCCUUGUUCCCAAGGGCUCAUGGCUUAGCUCGUGCUUCCCCAACCACUAACCCUGAGCUUUCUUCAUGGAACCUCUGGAACGAGGCCGGAACUGUUGUAAGAGCGGGCAGACCCGAGGGCAGCCCGGUCAGCCAUGGGGUGGAGGGAUGGGUUGAUCAAUAGCAGAAGCCAGGAACUUGACCCAUUUGAAUCGUGCAUCUCAGGCGCUUCAAAACUGAAACCAAAUUUAGCUUAGAAAAACCUUAUCUCAUGUGCAGGGCCGAAAUUUGGGGAAAUUUCAGUCCUCUGUUGGCUUUGGGUUGUACAAGGAGGAUCAGGACAGCACGGAUAUGCGAUGCCUUUCAAGCAUUGCCUGACACUCGGAGCAAGGCGACUCACCCUGUCUCCCCCCCGGUCCAGCAUGAGGGGUCCCCUGACCUUCCCUUAAACCUAGAAGCUCCAGCUCACAGCCCGAAACUGGCAUCUUACCCUUUACCUUGGCUCCUCUGAGUUCUGACUCAAGUCACUUUGGGUCCAGCAGAGGAGAAUGAGGGGAGCCCUUUAGGAUCAAUCCUCUUGGACCAGCUCUCAGAGAAAGGCUUGGGUGUCCCCGGCCCUGUCACUGUCUGUCCAUCCAUCCUGGGUCCUGUGAGAAGUCACAGCUAUUGUUUUAAAUGCCAUCCCUAUCUUUUCAUACUCUUCCCUGGGGCAUUGAUUUAUAAGCAUCAUUGGCUCCUAAAAAAUAGACAAUCCAUCCUCUUUAAAGCACAGUGUCUUCAAAGAAUAUUUUCCCUCUCUGCUCUGAA